Molecule: messenger RNA, 1693 nt
Organism: Lycium barbarum (goji berry)
Lineage: Eukaryota; Viridiplantae; Streptophyta; Magnoliopsida; Solanales; Solanaceae
Exons: 6
Coding region: 218-1390 (390 amino acids)
Biological process (GO): regulation of DNA-templated transcription
Molecular function (GO): DNA binding
Source: RefSeq, a predicted model, not a curated record
AAGUGUUAACUAUGAGAGUGGGCAAUUAACUGACCAUGGUCACACUAACAAAUCGCACUUUACCACUUCUAUAUAAACUCUUUUUAGUAUGCAAAAUCAAAUAGACAAAAAAAAUUCACUCAAAUAGAAAGUGUAGAGAGAGAAAGCCAUCAAAGUAAAGAGAAGGUGUAGAUCGGAGCGCUAGCUUUUCCGGCUUUGAUCUAUUUCAUCAUCUACCAUGUGUCCUCUGGCUUCGGCAGCUCCGUCUCCAGGUUUUACGAGUUCCUGUUGGACUGAUGAACAAAUCAUUUUGUCCCUGGACAAAUUUAACCAUGGAGCACCCAUCCCUGAAGAUGUGAUUGUCGAUAAUCCUUAUCAGUGUGAUCCUUCAGAUUUGCGCGAUGGAGUAUGGUUUCUGGUAACAUCAACUGAGAGAAAAGAGACAAAACAUCGACUUUGGGCAGCAAAAGGUUCACCCUGUGAAAUAUUUGCAAAUUCUACCAUCUGUGGUUGGAGAACCACUUUUGAAUUUGUUCAAGUCCAAGCCCCUAUCAAACAGAAAUCUGUCUGGAUGAUGCAGGAAUAUAAAAUAACGCAGAAAGGGGAAAAUUAUCAGAAUAAGUCAAAGGAGUCUACACUUUGUAGAGUUUUCAGUUGCUGUGAUGAGAACUUGAAUAAUGAGACGAAGCCAGAGCACAAAAACAAGAACAAUAAUGAGAAAAAUCCAGAGAAAAACGAUGAUCUUGACUGGGAGUUACAACUUAGCUUGAUGGCAUCAAUUAACGAACACUCUAGCAGUAAUGAUGGACAACGUUCAAUUGGUGGAUCCCAGGUGAAUAACCAGACAGAAGGGGUUGAGUCAUCACUUGUUGACAAAUUUAAUGAUCCCUCUGGUGAUGAUAUAGUACUAGAUUCCAUUUUAAGAGGGGACUACUUGGAAUUGGACGACCUUGUCAAUUCGUCUAGUUCAGGGAAUUCAAGUUGCAUGAGCUUCGCAUCUGAUGAAUGUUUUGACUCUCUGGCACUUUUACGGGAUCUGGAUGAUGAGAAGAAAGAAGAUUUGAGUGGAAAAGGUUCAACUAGCAAUUAUAACAUAAUGAUGUGCGAAAGAGCAAAUGAUGUGGUUAUGCUGCCUGCACCUUUAGAGUCUGUUGUUAAAGGGAGUGGAGCUGCAGCCAAAGAAACUCAACAAGUUGCUGAUAAUAACAAAUCCAAAUGUCCCAGUGAGCCAUCCCCAGAUCAGGCUGCUAAAAGGCAUAAGGCUGAGCGUACAGAUGAAGGUCCAUCCCAUUCUUGUAGAGCAAUGACAUCUUCCAGCAUCAGCAGUAGCCAUGAACCGGGACGUGUAGCAAGAAGGGAGGAGAAAAGAAUGAAGAAGCUUCUGAAGUACUUCUGUUUUAUGUCUCUCUAGAUCAUUAAUUGCUAUUUGUAGAUACAGACAUGCAAGCAGCCUAGAAAAGUAAAACAAGUUGUCUAGAAAAAAAAAAAAAAAUAGAGAGAGAGAGAGAAGGUGGGAUAGGGGUGGAGAGAUAGUUUAAGCUAUUGAAUAUUUGAUAUGUUGUGUAUUAGGCUAAAUUUUAAACUUUAUGUUGAGUUUAAGAUUUAGAAUAGGAAAUUGAUUUUGCAGAAAGAGUCUAGAACUGAUGUUCUGUUUAAUAUUGGAACAUCUUCAUUGUAAUAUUAAGAGAGAAAAGUUGGUGCUUUUUUAUAUGUU